AUUCCUCAAAGCAACAAUACCAAAUUUGAAUGGAUAACAAAAGUUGAGUAUGUUUAUCCAUUGAUAUGUGGAUUCGUACACAAAUAUUGAUAAUGAAAAUAAGAUAACCGAAAACAAGUCAUAGUAGAUAAGACCAAGUUAAUUACGAGAAAUAGAAGGUUUUACAUUUUGCCAUUUUUUGAUUGUAUGUUUGCGUAAAAUGACUACUAUCACCAAUAAGGAGUAUUAUAGUUUGAAUAUGAGUAUAGUUAAAGCUCUAAAUUCAACAGAAGCACCUUUAAAAAUGAAACAUGCGCGUUCAAUAAUUAUAACUACUCAUCUUUCAAAAGACGUUAGUUUACUGUGGAAGCUGCUUACACAACAGCCGCUUAUGGAGAAUCGUUUUAUUGCUUGGAAGUUUUGUCAUCUUGUGCAUAAAGUUUUACGUGAAGGUCAAGAGAACUGUAUUAAUCAUUUUCAAACUCAUAAAAAAUUUAUACUUGAAAUGGGAAAGCAUUGGGGAUAUCUUCAAGAUGGCGUUGGUGCUUGUAUUCAAGCAUACUCUCAGCUUUUAGUUGUGAAAUUGGAUUUUCACCAUAAAAAUUCUUUAUUACCUGGAUCAUUAUUAAUCAAUUUUAGUAAAAUUGAAAACUUUGCCUGUAGUGAUAUCAAUAUAUAUUUUCAACUAUGCGUUGAAAUAUUUGAUUAUCUUGAUGAAAUUAUCAAUGUCCAGUCAAAAAUUUUUUUUUCAAUAAAUUCAUAUCGCAUGUCUUCCAUGUCUCCACAAGGUCAGUGUAGAUUGGCACCAUUAAUAACUUUAAUUCAAGAUUCAAAUCCAUUAUAUGACAUAAGCGUUCGCAUUAUGUUUAAGUUACACAAUGAGCUGCCUAAUGACAUCUUAAUUGGUCAUCGCGAUCGCUUUAGAGACUUAUUCUUUAAAAUUAAGAUGUUUUAUGAUAAUGUGCGACCUCUUCAGUAUUUUGCGGACUUAUUACAAGUACCAAUAUUGCCAGAAGUAGCACCGAAUUUUUCUUCGAAAAUUGAUUUCGGCAGUUAUGUCCCACCAACAGUUUUUUGUCAACCGGAUGAAGAACCAGAUAACCUUAUAGAUCCAUCUAUUCUUGAAGAGCCAAUAAUUAAGGAUACUGUGGUAGAGGAAAGUAACGAUAUUAUGAAAUUGACUUAUUUGCUAGAACAAAAGCAGAUAGUUAUACAACAGAUAGAAGAUGAAAUAAAUACGUUAAAAAGUGAUUCAAUUCACAGAGAACAAAUGCUAACAAAUGAAAUCGCAUUUCUGCAGAAGGAAAUAAAAAAACUGAAACAAGAAAAAAAUGAAGAAUUAGCAAAAAAUAUGAUGGAGACACAGCAUAAAGAUGAAAAUCAAAGCAAAAGCUCAUUGGAUAUUUCAAAAAACAACGAUAUGGAGGGAAAUGGAAGAAAAAUUGUUUCGUGUUUACCAAAAACGUCUCUGCAAUGGCAAAACGGAAAGAAAUUGUAUUUACAUAUUGCAAAUUGCAAUUAUUUAACGAAUUAUAUGAUGAAUUAG
This is a messenger RNA of Teleopsis dalmanni, 1525 nucleotides long. RefSeq names its product huntingtin-interacting protein 1-related protein-like. Gene Ontology annotation, biological process: actin filament organization; endocytosis; clathrin coat assembly. The record is from RefSeq and is a predicted model, not a curated record. Gene Ontology annotation, cellular component: clathrin-coated vesicle; actin cortical patch. The transcript is spliced from 6 exons. NCBI's taxonomy places the organism in Eukaryota, Metazoa, Arthropoda, Insecta, Diptera, Diopsidae. Gene Ontology annotation, molecular function: clathrin light chain binding; actin filament binding; phosphatidylinositol-3,5-bisphosphate binding. Bases 200 to 1525 code for a protein of 441 amino acids.